AUGAGUUUGCUUCCGUGGGCUGUGGCCCAGCUCCUUCCUCCGGUCAAACAUGACAGUUUCAGUUUCCCUGUCAGUCAAACCCUACUCCCCUUCAUUGUUUCAACUUUCAUCUUCUCCCCCAUCGCCGCCUUCUUGAAGAACGUUGGUAAAUCCAUGCCGAAGGCGACGUUGGUCAGAUUUUCGUGGAAAACCACAAAAAUUAUCUGGUCGAGGUCGUCGGCGUUGCGUUGGAAUGAGAGUUUCUGCAACCCGAAGGAAGCAAAGGAGGGGAUGAGAUUGGUGAUUGUAUAUCCCCUGAAGAACCUGGAUUUGUUGCUGAAUAUAUUAACCGAAGACAUACAUACCAUUCUCAAAUCUCAACGUCACAGCAUCUCAAGAACUCCAACUUAUUUCGUAAAAGUUUCAACGACUACGACUUUCUUUCAACAACCUCCGGUAUCACUUUGCGGAUAAUGUAAUGUAAUUUGCAAUGGGAGAUGAAACUCAUAUAAGAUUUGACAGGACAUAGUAUACUUACUACAUUAUAAGUUAUGCCAAAGACAUUACAAAGAAUGACUACGUUACAAAGUUACAAAGAAGAAGAAGAAAAAAAACAUAAGGAUUGUGAGUUACCAAAGAGGUUACCAAUGCUAAUCAACAAAGUGCCAAUGCUAAGGCACCCUUCAUCAAGAUGGAAGAAGCCAUUAUCAUCAUAUUGAAACUUGAAGCAGUGUGAAAAUUAAUCAACACCAAGAAUACGUAUAUAUAGCAUUGAAGUUAAAUUAAUUUUAGUUUUUUUUUAAAAGAACUAAUUCUAUUAUUGUGAAGAUAGCAUGACGUUCAAGUAAUGAGCUCUACCAAUUUUAGUUUUACCGGAUAAAGUAGUAUAUAGA
Molecule: messenger RNA, 872 nt
Organism: Lactuca virosa
Lineage: Eukaryota; Viridiplantae; Streptophyta; Magnoliopsida; Asterales; Asteraceae
Source: the annotation of a GenBank genome assembly